Messenger RNA from Schistosoma turkestanicum, 2009 nucleotides. The record is from the annotation of a GenBank genome assembly. Lineage: Eukaryota; Metazoa; Platyhelminthes; Trematoda; Strigeidida; Schistosomatidae.
UUGGGAUUUUAUAACGCUAGGGGUUCGAUCUAAUAACCGACAUUUUGCCAUUGUUUCUUUAUGAGAAAACCAGAGAAUGUUUCUGAUGGCAUAAAUAAAUUAUUUACUUGUAAGCAAACAAGCUGGCUCUUCGCAUGUAACUAUUUAAUCUCGGUCGUUCUGUCGAUAUUACUUCAUGUCAUGUUGACGCCAUGAUGAUUCAAACUAUUUAAAGUAUCUCUAACACCCUAUAAUUUCGCGACUGUUAUGAAAUUCUGUCUUUUUUCAAACUUUUCUGGGAAAAAUAUCAGACCAAAGGAAGUUUCGGGUUUUUUUGGCUGCAUUUAACCAAAGUUUGUUGGGUACUUCCCCAGCACCUACAACUCUUCAAAGUUAGGGAAGCAGGCCGUUUAAACUAAAGAAAAUAACCUGUAACAAUUUCAUCUUGACUUGCUGUGCAAUUUUUAAUUAGCUUACUUCGUUCGAACUGUUCACUCCUAAUACGCGUUUUUACGCAAAAAUCUAAAUGGCUUACUAUCUUGAUACAGACAAGGAUGAAUCCAACUAUAUUCCUCAUGGUGUCGAUAUUUCAGGCGAUUACAACCAAGAAGUCAAUGCCACCGGGAAUUCUCUCGAUCAAGUCGAAGCACAAUGGAUGGCAGAAUUAAAGCAAGUUGAAGAUGAAAUUCAAACUCUUCGACAAGUUUUAUUAUCUAAAUUUCGUCGACAACAAUUUUUAAAGCGUCAACUUGGUUUAACACCAAUCGAGGAACUUAAAACUGAAGUGAAACAAGGUUUAGAUACUUUACUAACUAGUGAUGCAUAUCUGAAAACAACAGCAGUUGUAAAAACUGCUAAGGAUAAAACAUCAGCUGCAUUAUUUGAAAAAUGGAAUUUACUACGACAAACGAAUACAUACAAAUCUUUGGAGAAUAAAGUCGGUACCGCAUAUUCCAAUGUUUAUGGAAAAUUGACACGUUCUAAAACCCUAUCAAGUGGUCAUGAAAAUAUAGGCAAUUUUCAAGGUACUACUGCUACUACUACUACUACUACUGCUAAUACCACAACAACACCAAUAACAUCAAAGUCUUACAAUGUAGGAAUGAAUGAUCAUAAUGAUACUGCAGUUCCUCAAUCAAUACCAGUAAUCUCAUCAUCAUCGUCAUCAUCAUUCAAUCGCAACAAUCAAACUGGUCAUGAUUAUCAUGAGAAUAAUGUAGAAUUAGGUGAAGAUGAAAAUGAUACUGCACAACUUGAUGAUAAUUUACUCAAUGACGAUAUGGUGUUACUUUCAAAUAGAAUUGAUAACGAGAAAUAGUAAUCAUAAUCAUGAUAAUAAUAAUAAUCAUUGUAAACCUCAACCAGUUCAAAAGUAUCAUUAAUCAUUAAUCCGGUUGCUCAAUUUAACGAACUCUCUUUCAUGAUGACUUGAAAUUCUUCUUUUUCUAUGUUUUUAAGCUUUUUGUGAUAUAUAUAUAUACAUACAUUAACCAUUUUCCAAUGAAAAGAGAGAGAGAGAAAUUGGUGUUAAUUGAUGCCCCGACAUAUCAAAUGGUCUUUUUUCGGCUCUAUAGGUAACAUUGUUUACCCUCUCAUGUGAUUGGUUUUUUAAAAGGGCAGUUGUGUUCCACACAUAGACGUAUGCAUACAUACACAUUUACAUUUGUGAAUUUCAAAAAAAAAUUUCUCUUAUCUACAUAGUUUCUGUGUUAUUUUGUCUUUAUUUAUAUUUAAGGAAUAUGAAACAUUUUUUCGGUUGUUAGAAUUCAUUGAUGUUAGUACGCAGAAUUUAGGUAACGCGUUGGAAUUGUACGCAAAGUAGUAAUAGGUGUAUCAUCCACUCGUUUCUAAAUCCCAGCAUUCUUUCAUGUGUAACUUCGCACCGUGUCUUUCUGAACUCGAUUCGCAAUGUUCCGUGUUUGUUGUUAUUUCUGCCACUUAAUGAUAUUUCAGUCUUUCUUGCAACUGAUCUUGUAAAUGUUUUGUGCUAAUGUAGUGUAGCCAUCUGUGAUAAGCCUCAUGUUGCUGAC